Penicillium malachiteum is the source of this 1053-nucleotide messenger RNA. RefSeq names its product NAD(P)-binding protein. The coding region runs from base 1 to 1053 and encodes 350 amino acids. The transcript is spliced from 6 exons. The record is from RefSeq and is a predicted model, not a curated record. NCBI's taxonomy places the organism in Eukaryota, Fungi, Ascomycota, Eurotiomycetes, Eurotiales, Aspergillaceae.
AUGCUGCAUAACAUACUUCUCACGGGCGGUUCCGGCUAUAUUGGUGGAACCCUCUUGGCUCGAUGGAAAGAGGCAGGACUUGCAGAAUAUGGGAAGCUAUUCAGCUUGGUUCGAACAGACGCUCAAGCGGAGACAACUCAGGAUUUAUACGGCGUUGAGCCACUGAGGAUCAAUUUGGAAGAUGAAGAGGCUGUGAAAAAGGCUAUUGUGUCAAAUAAGAUCACAGUUGUGCUGUACCUGAUUGAUGCGUACUAUUUCAAGCAUCAGAUUCAGUUUAUCAAGGCCCUUGCUCAAGCUAAGAAGGAAACAGGACAAGAAGUUCACUUCAUCUACACCACCGGAACCAAGCAAUUUUCGGAUAUGGGUGGUGCUCCCAGUGAUAAAGAUCUACUCGACAAUGAUCCUGAGCUAUUCGAGAUUCACAAGGCACAAAAAGCGACUGUUCCGGAGUUACAAAUAGCAACCAACACAAAUAUCUCAGUUGUGGAGGCCGGUGUCGAGCAUGGGCUAACAUUGAAUGAAGACGGCAAGGGAGAAGGCUUUGGCAAUAAGAUAUCCAUCCAAACUGUGGACAUCGUGAUUGCUGCGAAGGCGACUGGUCGAGUUUAUGAAUUUGAUAGAGUAGGACAGAUUUGGCCUGUGGCUCACAUUCUUGAUACUGUGUCUCUCUACUUCGCCUUGCUUACCGCGAUCCUAGAGGAUAAGAACCCUAGUCAUGGGAAGAACGGUUUCUAUCUUGCAUCGUCCGGAAAGGUUGCUUGGCAUGAUAUUUAUACCGGCAUUGCAGAUGCACUUGCCCGCCGCGCUAUAAUCGAGGAUGGAACAGUUCAUCUGAUGAAUGACACAGCGCUUGAGAAGAUUGCCAAGGCUCAAAAGGUUCCAUCCUCGUGUGUAGUUGUGAAAAUUGGAGGAAGGUCGACUUAUACAGCAGAGAAUGGGAAAUCUUUGGGUUGGAAGCCACAGUACCCACCGGAGCACAUACUUCAAGUCCUUGACAAGGAAGUUGAAGGAAUUCUCGAGGGGCUAGACUCCAAGCACUCGGGACUUCGAUAA